Messenger RNA from Xyrauchen texanus (razorback sucker), 2990 nucleotides. Its product is annotated as ubiquitin carboxyl-terminal hydrolase CYLD-like. Gene Ontology annotation, biological process: positive regulation of extrinsic apoptotic signaling pathway; regulation of mitotic cell cycle; protein K63-linked deubiquitination. The transcript has 16 exons. The record is from RefSeq and is a predicted model, not a curated record. Gene Ontology annotation, molecular function: cysteine-type deubiquitinase activity; K63-linked deubiquitinase activity. NCBI's taxonomy places the organism in Eukaryota, Metazoa, Chordata, Actinopteri, Cypriniformes, Catostomidae. The coding region runs from base 106 to 2892 and encodes 928 amino acids. Gene Ontology annotation, cellular component: cytosol.
AUAAAAGUGAGGCAUUAUUGUUUGUUUUUAGUUUUUUCCCAUCGCGAUAAAGUAUCGUACUUGAAGAUGAGGUGAUGACAUUGUCGGUUUGGAUGUGUUUCGAUCAUGUCUGGCGACAGUAAUAAGAGCCGACUCCCCCCGAAAAUGUACGUGGUUGAUUCCGACCAUAACGUGCAGGACCACCUGGAAGGAACCAUUCACCUGCAGAGGGGGCAACUGUGCCAAGAGCAGGAGGGAGGAGGCGAGAGGGGUGGACGAGGAGAUUACCUGUGGGUGAAAGUGAUUGAUAAUGGAUCUGUGGUGAAGAUCUCCAAACAGGUGCUCCGUGAUGUCCCCUCCGAUCUCGCUGGUCUCCUUGAACCGGUACAGGACCUUGAUGCCCGUCUCGGUCUCCUGUCCAGACCGCACCACCUGCAGCAGUUGGCUUCUUUACCGCUGGGCUCGGAGGUGUGGGUGUUCUGGAACCAAUCCGUAGAGAUGCCGGAGGCGGAGCUUCGUUACCGCGGUCCCUUGACGAGUGGAAGUUCUGCCGUUUAUUUUGGCGUUCAGCUAAAGGGAUGGGCAGCAGGCAGGGGCAAAUCUAAUGGCAACUAUAAAGGGCAUCAGCUGUUUACAUGUCCAGAAUCCUGUGGCCUCGUCCUCGCGGCCCAUGAGCUUUCCCUCUAUCCCUUAUCACGAGGCGGCAAUGCCAGUGCCCACGAUCACACCCAACCGUACCCGUCUUCAUCCAGUAACAUCAACCCGCCUCCAGUGAACAUCCUGUCCCGUGGUGCCGAUUCGAGCCUGACUGUCGGACAGCGAGUGUGGUUCACGCAGGAGGAGUCGGUCCAUCGUGGGACAGUCCAGUUCUGUGGGCCCCUUCCGGGUCGGCCCUCCUCCUCCAGCGUGUAUGUGGGAGUUUUACUGGACCAUGCGGCGGGAUCGUGGGAUGGAUACUAUAAAGAUACAAAUCUGUGUUUCAUCCCGUCUCCUGAAUUUGGUGCUUUACUUCCCCUGUUCAGAGUCAAUGCAGAAACUAGAUCGGAACGAUCCCCUCCACCAGUAAACUAUCCCAAACUGCCCCUCUCCAAUAAAACUGCCCCUCUUCCACCAUCCACCCACAACAAAGACCUCUCACAGUCCGUGAGCUCCACAAGCAGACCGCUCAUCCAUCCGGGUAUGCUCGUCACGGCUAAAAAAGCCCUCCAGCCAUCCACUAACCCCGCCCCUGAAGUCGCUUUGAAACCUCCUCCUUUGACCACACCCAAGCCCGCCCUGAAACCCCCCACUGUCCCACCCAAUAAGCCGCAGGCCCCACCCAUGUCCCCCUCCACUGGCGAUUCACGCUUCUCCAAUGGAUUUCAGAACUUACCCUCUCCACCGAUCUCUGAUCAGAGGGCGGAGCCUAACACGUGGUUGGAGGUGGGAUCUAUGGUGGAGGUGAAUGACCCGCCCCUUUUUGGAGUGAUUUGCUGGAUUGGACAAAUCAGCGGGAUUCCAGAACCAGUCGCCGGAAUUGAGCUGGACCAGGAGUUGUCAGCCGCCACGGAUGGCAGUUACUUCGGUAAGCGUCACUUCCGUUGCCCUGCCAACAAAGGGCUGUUCGUCAAACUGCAGAACUGCAGACGCGACUCCAGAUUUCCUGCGCCGGAGAUGACCCUUAAUCAAGUGGACCGGUGCAACUCCAUAGCGUUUCUGAACUGGAGCAGUGAGCGUGUUGAUGAGAACACUCCUCCUGUGUUGGGUCAGGACGCCCUUCUGCUGUACGAGGGCUUUAAGAAAGGCAUUCAGGGGCACCUGAACUCCUGCUAUCUGGACGCGUCUCUCUUCAGCAUGUUCUCGUGCUGCAGCUCUUUUGAUUGGCUGUUGUUCUGGCCCACUGGACCUCACCACAACCCGCGCAGUCGAAGUGCUCAGGAUCUCCUGCGCUGUGAGAUUGUCAACCCAUUACGCAGGUUUGGGUAUGUGUGCGCCAGUAAAACGAUGUCCUUACGCAAACUUCUCAAAGCUGAAACUGCAGAUGCCGGAUUUACCAACGAAGAGAAAGAUCCUGAGGAAUUCCUCAACCAGCUUUUCCUGCUUCUCCAGGUGGAACCUCUUCUGAAGAUCAGGUCGUCGAGUCCGGAGCCGCAGGAGUGUUUCAUCUAUCAGCUUUUCCCUCCGUCCAUCUCAUCGUCUCCUCCCGUCUCUCCGAUCGCUCUCUCGUCUCCAGCCGCGUGUCUCGUCCGAGUGUCCAGCGUUCAAGCGCUACUGGAAUCUUCCUUCAUGCACUCUGGACUCAAACUCACAGAGGCGCCGUCCUGUCUGCCGCUCCUGAUGCCUCGAUUCGGCAAAGACUUCAAGAUGUUUGAUGCCAUCGUGCCCUCACUGACCCUCGACAUCACGGACCUACUGGACAGCGCUGUGCGUCAGUGCAGUAUCUGUCAGACUCUGGCGCAGUGGGAGUGUGUUCAGUGUUACGAGGAUGAUGACAUCACACCGGGACAGUUCAAUCAGUACUGUAACAUCUGUAACGAACAGGUUCACACACACAAGAAACGACAGGCACACAAACCCACACUCAUCAAAGUGGCGCUGGGCUGUUGGGAGGGGCCGGUUCCAGGGUCCCGUCAGCUCAUGGAUCUGUUCGCUGUGACGUGCAUCGAGACGAGUCACUACGUGAGCUUCGUGAAACACGGACCGCAGCACACAGACUGGCUGUUCUUCGACAGUAUGGCCGACAGAGAGGGAGGAGAGAAUGGCUUUAAUGUCCCGCAGGUGAGGGCAUGUCCUGAGGUGGGCCGUUACUUGAGAAUGACCAUAGACGAGAUCUCUCGACUCGACGCCGCGUCGCUCAGAGACCCCGUGCGACGAUUACUGUGUGACGCAUAUAUGUGCCUUUAUCACUCUCCUGAACUGAGCCUGUACAAAUAACUUAACAUUGUCUUCAUUCAUAUCAAAGUCUUUUGCUCCACUAAAUCUCACCAUGUAAGAAAAUAGUAUUUGAUUGUAAAUAUUUUUGAUUAAAAAAC